UGGCUCUCUCCGUCGUGCGUCUGUUGUCCUCGUCCCGCCUGCCUUGAAUGGCCGCCUCGCUCGCUCGCUAAUCCCACCGGUGAGAUUGGGCGGUUACUGGCUGGUUAAGAUGGCGGCGAGCGGCGGCGUGGUUCGGGGUGCGAUGGCGUCGGAGCCGCUGGCGAGGGCGGUGGCGGAGGAGGUGGUGCGGUGGGGGAGCAUGAAGCAGACGGGGGUCAGCCUGCGCUACAUGAUGGAGUUCGGCUCGCGCCCCACCCCGCGCAACCUGCUCCUCUCCGCGCAGUUCCUGCAGAGGGAGCUCCCCAUCCGCAUCGCACGCCGCGCGCUCGAGCUCGAGUCCCUGCCCUUCGGGCUCUCCAACAAGCCCGCCAUCCUCAAGGUGAGGGAUUGGUACUUGGACUCGUUCCGCGACAUCAGAUACUUCCCUGAAGUGAGAAAUCGGAACGAUGAGCUCGCUUUCACAGAGAUGAUUAAAAUGGUCAAGGUGCGGCAUAAUAAUGUGGUUCCAACAAUGGCUUUGGGGGUGCAGCAGCUGAAGCACCACCUGUGCCGCGCAAGGAAUAUUCCCUUUGGAUUUGAUGAGAUCCAUGAGUUCCUUGAUCGAUUCUACAUGUCAAGGAUUGGCAUCCGCAUGCUGAUAGGGCAGCAUGUGGCUUUGCAUGAUCCUGAACCAGAGCCUGGCGUCAUAGGCCUCAUCAAUACAAAAUUGUCCCCCGUACAGGUGGCUCAAGCUGCCAGCGAAGACGCCCGUGCUAUUUGUUUAAGGGAAUAUGGAUCAGCUCCUGAUAUUAACAUUUAUGGCGAUCCAAAUUUUACAUUUCCAUAUGUGGCAUUACACCUACAUCUGAUGUUAUUUGAAUUGGUGAAGAACUCCCUUCGUGCAGUGCAAGAACGAUAUAUGAAUUCUGAUAAAGAUGUUCCCCCAGUUAGAAUUAUAGUUGCUGAUGGAGAAGAGGAUGUUACUAUCAAGGUUAGUGAUGAAGGUGGUGGGAUAGCGAGAAGUGGCCUCCCAAAAAUUUUCACAUAUCUGUAUACCACUGCAAAGAAUCCACCUGAUCUAGAUGGACCUAAUGAAGGAGCAACUAUGGCCGGAUAUGGUUUCGGGCUCCCAAUCAGCCGCCUUUAUGCUCAGUACUUUGGUGGCGACUUGCAAAUCAUCUCUAUGGAAGGAUAUGGUACUGAUGCUUACCUCCAUUUGUCACGGCUGGGAGAUUCAGAGGAGCCCUUGCCUUGACGACUCGAUUUGAUGUCCUGAUCUUCCUGUAAUUAGGAUGUUCUUCUUCUUGUAAUACAAUCCGGUGCUGGUCUGCAAAUAUUGUCCUGACGGGCCAGCCACCUAUAGCUAUAGCUGGUUGCUAUCUUCUAGUCCCCUCGAUUCCAUCGUUCAGCUCUGCUGCAUUGGGAGCAGAGGCACUCAUACUUCUGUUAUUAGUAUGAUCCCUCUGCCGGGUUUCAGAAAAAAUAGUCCAUCAAUCAGCAUUGUUAGCAGUGGCCUCCCAGAAAUUAGCAUUAUAAAUGGGCCCUUGGAGCGUUGAUGCUGAUCGCAAAGUGCAGUUCACUCUGAGUAGCAGCUAUUUCAUCAACUGCACCUUGUUGUACAGAGUCUGAAUUCAGCACUGUGCAGUAUUUGAAGUGGUAUAGUUUCAUCAACAAACAAUGAAGACCCUUUAUAAAAAAAAAAGCAAUGAAGACUGGGGUGGUCUCUACAACUACAAGCUGUGGUACCUCUAAGCUCUGGUCUGAUGAAUUGUGGGAUCAGUGAUUCAGUGUUGCAGUCUUCGCAUUGAGCCCAGCUCAAGUUCCCGUGAUGGAGAAGCACCGCCCUGCUGCAUACAGGGAUUUCUCAACCAACUUGAGUGAUCUGCCAUUCGCGUGAUGAAGCUCUCUGCCUCUCUGGUCUGCUGCCCCUGCUCUGUGCGAUGUAAUCACUCCCGUGCCUGAUUGCCUGAAGGAAUAAAGUUCGGCUUCACAGAGAACGAAAGCAAAUGCAGUGUCACCGCCUCACGCCUGGAACCUCUACCAGCACCAGCAGCAUAUUUGGUCCCUGAGAAAAUCCUCGCACGAUGAUUAAACAUCUAUCUGAACUCGACUACUGCCUGUUAAAUUAAGAAGACUAAAAAGUUUGAAACGGAGCGUCAUCCUGUCAGUGUUGGUGGAGCCUUUAAGCUCUGCUCGUGCAGUUAUUACGGGAAAGGGACACAGAUUACAUUACAACUACAGAUCCCAAAUCCCCAAUCCUCUACAAAAUUUUAUGAGUUCUGCAAGUCACUGAGCAGUGGGCCCCCAGGCACGUGACGUGCACGUGCUAGCUCUGAACAGAACCUUCUGUUCCCCUCCGUGUGAGAUUUGCAGGGUCGCAGCUGCAGAGGAUGAGAAGAUACAAAAAUGACGCACGGUUGCGGCUCGCAUGCCGGGGCUCCCCCUCGCCUGCUGCAGAAGAUCGAAGGCACAGUGCCAGCAGCCGUGUAAAGCGGACUGGGAAGAGCUCCGGCAGCCCCACGAGAGAAGCAAACCGAAACCAGCGAGCAGCUUUCCGCUCUGCCGCAGUCGGUUCGGCGUAACCCUUGUGGAUUUUAGCUUUCUGGUUUUUGCCUUUUGACGCGGCGGCAUUGGCUUUGUUUUGCUUUUGCUUGUCCUCCGGUGGUGCAACUUGUUCUUAUGCCAGUAUGUUGUAGUUUUAUUUGCUUUGCUUUGCUUUUAGGUGGUUUAUGGUAUGUACCCUCCAUUAAUGAAAGGUCAUCCGCUUGUAAAACCCAUAAAUGUAACUUGGCAUCUUCCAUCGACCAAAAAAGUAUAUAAGAGCAAGAUGUUUAGAUGUC
Molecule: messenger RNA, 2819 nt
Organism: Setaria italica (foxtail millet)
Lineage: Eukaryota; Viridiplantae; Streptophyta; Magnoliopsida; Poales; Poaceae
Product: pyruvate dehydrogenase (acetyl-transferring) kinase, mitochondrial
Exons: 6
Coding region: 110-1234 (374 amino acids)
Biological process (GO): regulation of glucose metabolic process; protein phosphorylation
Cellular component (GO): mitochondrion
Molecular function (GO): pyruvate dehydrogenase (acetyl-transferring) kinase activity
Source: RefSeq, a predicted model, not a curated record